UGUUUACACCAAGUUUGAAAUUGUUCCCUGGUCCACCACUCACUGAGACACUAGGUGAUGAAACAUGGGGUGUAACCUACAGCUAAAAUAAAAGAAGACAAAGAAGAAGUGUGACUUGUGAGCUAAGACUGGUGGAGAGGUUCCUGUUAUUAUCGUGUUACUCACAAAUUUAAACGAUGGAGGAGGAAGCGGUGGAAAAUAUUAUUCUUAAAUGUGUAAAUGCAUUGGAGCUACUACCUGAACAGACUCCAGCCAUAAAGCACCUAGUUGAUGGCAGAGUUUAUGGACGUCUUUUAACUAUUUUGAAAAAUGAAGAUGUGAAAAAAUCAGAUUUGGUUGGCUUGAUACCAGAUCUUCAGGCCAUAAUAAAGGAUCACUUUGCUGGCCCUAAUCUUAUCAUCUUUGAAGAUGUUGCUUCUGGCAAUCAAACAGAAGUGACAAAACUGACUUUGCUUCUUUUGUAUAUAAUGAUGGUAACUGAAUCAAAACUCCGAAGCAGACUUCUUUCCUCCCCCUUAAUGGAUCAGUCAACACAAAUAAAAGUGAAGUAUCUGAUUGAGUCUAUCCAGAAGAGAGGUUCAGGGAUGAGCACCAAAUUCUUAAAUAUUCUCUGCACAGAGAAGUUAGGGUAUAAGGGGAUAUCAACACAGUGCCAGACUCCAAUCUACACUAAUGCUCCAUGGGGAUCUCCAAAAGUUUACUACAGUUCUCCCAAAGCCUCCCCUCUUAGGGAUCUUGUUUAUAGCCCACCUUUCCGUAUGCAAAAGCUCCUGAAUACCAAGACUCGGGAGGUGAAACAGUUGCAACAACAAAUACACAACAUGGAGAAUGACAAGCAGGAAAUAGAAGUCAGUUUGGAGAACUCACAUAAAAAGAUUAGUAAAUUAAAGGAUGAGUUGGUGAAAACACAAAAAGAAUUACAGGAUCUUUUGAGAAGUCGCGAUGAAUUAGAGACAAAAAUGGUGACAGGAGAAGAUUUGGUCCAGCAACAAGUGCAUCGGUUGGGGAAAGAAGCUGCACAUCUGAGAAAGGAGAAUGCUUCUUUGCAACAGACUGUGAAUAUGGUGAUGGAAACUAAUGAUGAGCUCACCACCAAAAAUGAGUCAUUAAGUAAACGGCUGAUGCUAGUCUCUGCAGAACGAGACAGACAGCAGGAGGAGAUGUCAACCCUGUACAUGGCCAAAUUAGAAAAUGAAAACAUCAUCGAGUCACAAGCAUAUCAUAUGAAAGAUAUGAAGAUUCAGCUUGAAGACCUUCGACAAUGCCUUCUAGAGCAGAAACCAUCGAACCAUGCGAUAGAGGAGUCUUUUGAAGUUGAUUCACCCAUGAUCUUCACUGAUGCUCCUUCACCUUCAAAUUUUAGUCCUGGGACUAGUGGACCUAGUGGUGAGAAUAUGGCAGAUGCAGUUGUGGACAAGAUAUUGUUUGAAACUCAAGAACAAUUGAAUCAUCUCCAAGAACAGCAUGCUUCUCUCCAGGAGAAACUUUCUGAAACAACUUAUAACAGGGACCAAUUACUUGCUCAGGUGGAGUGUCUUAUCACAGAAAAUGAAAGUACAGUUUCUGAGCUGGGAGAAGCACGAGAAACUUAUGAGCAACUCUAUUCUACUCAUGCAAAAGUUUGUGAGGAGCAAAAGAACAAUUUACAGCUUCUUCAAGAGGCUCAGGUGAAGAACCAGAUGGCGGAGGUGGAACAAAAGAAAUUGGAGGCAGAAGCACAUGAGACCAGUGUUACUGUAUGGAACAUGAAAGCUGAACUAACUAAGUUUGAGGCUCAGCUGUCUGAAUGCUCUGCUCAAUUGAAGGAUCUUGAGGAACAGCUUCAUUCCUCACAAUCUCAAGAACAAGUUACCCGUGCUGCCUUGGAAAAAGAGUCCAAAGAAAGACUUUCCCUAAAGGAAGAGUUCUCAACAACAGUGUCAAAAAUGAAUGGGGACUUUCAGCAGAAAAUUACAUCUCUGACAGAAGAACACAACCAGAAAGUUGAGGAGUUAAAUAGGGAGAAGAGUACACUGUUGAGUGAAAAAGAAAAAUUAAAUUGUGAGAAGACGUCAUUGGAGCUUGAAAUCCAAAACCUCAUUCUGAGUCAUAAGGGAGCUGAACUGCAGAUGGUUGAAGACUCAGAAACAAUGGUUAAUGAGAAAGCUGCUUUAAACAUGCAACUGGAAAUAAAGUCCGAAGCCUUGUGUGCCUUGCAGCAAGAGAUGGAUAAUAAACAAAAAGUGAUGAAUGAAGAACAAAGUAAUUUAGAGAAGGAAGUUCAAAUGAAGAACUCAGAAUAUUUAAAGCUACAAAAUGAAAUGGAAGCUUACAUUGAACAGGCUACUGCAGAGAAGGCAACUUUAAAUGAAGAGAUGUAUACCAAAGAAAAAGCAUAUUCAUCUAUUCAGCAGAGAUUAGAAAUUACUGCUAAGAGCUUAGUAGAUUUAAAGGCAAGCUUUGAUGAGAAAUUAAAAGUGAAGGAUGAAGCACUCUUAACUGUUCAGCAAGAAAAGGAAAACAAAUCAGAGAUUCUUUCCAAGGAAAUAUCAUCACUGAAAGAUAUAAUUAAAACCAAUGAAAUAGAUUUUUCUAGAAAAAUAGAAGAAAUGGAUAAAACUAUUAAACAUUUAAAUGAAACUAAAGCAGAAAUGAGCAAGGAACUUCAGUUACAGGAAGACUCUAUUGCUACUCAAAAGCAAGAAAUGGAAGAUGACUUAAUAAAGUUUGCUGAUGAAAAGAAGGAACUAAAUGCAGUAAUUAUACAGAAAGAGAGUGCUUACAGUUUAUUACAGCAAAAACUGCAAGAAGCUGGAAACAACUUUAUGCAGGAAAAGAAUGCCUUGAUGAAUGAAAUUCAGACAAAGGAAGGAUAUUUCUCAGAGAUAAAGAAGGAAUUUGAGAUGACCAUUGAAUUACAUGCCCAAGAAAAACUCAGGUUGGAUGAGGCAAUAAAAACUAAGGAAGAAGAAUUAGCUUCUUCUCAAAAGUUGAAGGAGACUACUGCUGCACAACAGGAUAUGAGAGGAACACUGGAAAUACUUUCCAAGGAAAAGUUAAUCUUAACUAAGAACAUCAAGGAAAAAGAAGAGGCUCUCAAUUCUUUGCAGCUAAAGUAUUUGGAAGCUGAGUUUAAAUUUUCCAGUGAAAAGGCAACCUUCUGUCAAGACCUAUCUGCUAAGGAAUUAACUAUAAACAGCCUGCAAAAGGAAAUUGAGAAAAUAAAAAAUGAACAUGCCACUUCUGUUAAACUGAUGAAUGAAGAACUAGAGCAGACCAGAUCAUCAUUUGAAGGUCAACAGAAUGCUAAUAAUGAUAUGAAGGGGGAAAUUGAGGCUCUAAAAGGAGAAAUUUCUAGUAAAGUUGCAGAGCAUAAUAAUAUACUAGCCGAAACCCGUAAUGAGAUAUCAUCAAAUAUUCACCACCUCAGUACCUUGAUCUCAGAGAAGGAUGGUAUGAUUAAGAGUUUAGAGGAAGAAAAAGAAGAAAGUAUACAAAUAUAUAAGAACAAAAUACAGGAACUAGAUAUGAAACUUGGUGAGAAAUGCAAACAUUUAAACUUGGUUGAACAGGAGAACUUGGAUAUUAAGAUAAAUAGGGAAAAAAAGGAAGCACUGUUGAGAGAAGAUCUUAAUAACAUUAAGUUGGAGCUGGAGCUUCUCCAGAAGGAGAAAGAGGAGCAAGUUCAUACUACUGAGAAAAUUAUUGUGGAGUUGAAGACUUCUCUUAAGGAUAAAAUGGAUAUUAUUACUACCAUGAAGGAAGAGAAUGAGCAAAACUUGCUCAGCCACAAGACUCAGAUAAAUGAAAUGGAAGCAAAAAUUGCAGAUCUUCAGUCUAUAAUAUCAGUAAAAGAAGAAACCUUCAGAAACAAGAUUUCUUUGCUGAAAGGACAUAUGGCAAAUGUGGAAGCAGAUAAUGUUCAGAAUGAAUCAAAGGUAGUGGAGGUGACUGCUGUGGUGAAUAAAAUGGAACAAGAGCAUACAGUUACACUUGACCAUCUGAAGAUGGAGGCAGAGCAGCAGCAGGUCAAGUUUGAUGCUGAUGUCUUGCUGCUUAAGGAGAGGUUGUCAUCACUCAAAACUGAGAAGAUGAAGAUUGUCUGUGACUUGGAAGAAAAAAAUGAUGCGAUGAAUAGUUUGACUUUGGAAUUGAAUGGUAAAGUUGAAGCUCUUCAAACUGCAGAAAAAGAAAAAGAAAAAGUUUUAGAAGCACUUGAGCUUGAGAGAGCCUCAAUGAAUGAUGUUAUUAAGGCUCAGGAAGAUGCUUUAAACACACUACAGCAGCAAGUGGAAAAGACUCUUGAAGCACAUAUCAAGGAAAAGGCAGUUUUAAUGGAAGAAAUCAAAGAACGGGGAACUGCAUUUGCAUCUUUGCAAGAAGAGAUGAAAAAUCAUCUGACAAGAUGUGACGAAGAAAAGGCUUCACUUAGCAGGAAGAUGCAAGGUAAUGAGGAAGUUGUCAUAAAUCAGCAACAACAGAUAGAGACACUCCUUGCACAAGUAAGUGAAGAGAAAGAAGUGAAGGAGAGUGUCUGUACAAAUCUGAACAGAGAGCUGCAAGAGAAGGAAGAACUUCUGACUCGGCUUCAGAAGGAAAGAGAAAACUACACUGAAAUGCAUUUAGCUAUGAAUGAUGCAGUUAAAGAAAAGGAAAGAGAUCUCUCAUCCUUACAACUAAGGCUGCAAGAUAUUACUGAUGCAUUCACAUUUGAGAAGGAAUCUCUGCUGAAGGAAUUAGAGGUUCAAAAAGAAAACUAUGUUCCACUGAAGAACAAUUUUGAGAAAGAGCAAGAAAAGCUUACUGCUGACAUCACUAUGCUGACUCUCCAAAUUCAAGAGAAAGAAAAUGAGAGAAGUAACCUUCAGGAAGAGAUUAAGGAAAUUCAAGAAAAAAAUGCGAUAAAGAUAAAAACUCUGGAAGGAGAUUUAGAGAAAAUAACUACAUGUCUUGAAGCAGAAAAGAAACUAAAUAAUGAAAGGGAGAGUGAGCUUAUGACUCUGAAAGAAGAAAUUGUCCAAAAAAAUUCUGAACAUAGCAGAGACAUGACAGAGACACAGGAGCUGUUCAAAGAGAUAUCAAGGCUGAAUGAAUGCAUUGCUAAGCGGAAGCAAUUGUAUGAAACACUCCAAAAACAAAUUGACGAGGAAACAGAAAGGAACAAGACUGAAAUGUUGAGGCUUCAAGGUGAUAUUACUGAAAAGGGACAAGUUGUUGAAGCACUUGAACAAGAAAUUGUGAAAAUGAAGAAAAAUCAUGAAAAUACUGUACAAGAAAUGAAUAAUGAUAAAACAUCAUGUGUGAAUUUCUUAAAGGCAGAAAUGAGUGAAUUACAUAAAACCUAUAUACAGAAAGAAAAAGACUUGUCAGAGGAGUUGAAUCACUUAAGAAUUACUCUUGAUAUGAUGAAGGAAAAAACAGUGGAACAGAAUGAGAUCGAUGAAGUUACUUUUACCAGUUUAAACGAAUGUCUCGCUGAGAAGUCUAAUAUUAUUUGUGCUUUGAAGGAAGAUAUUGAACAGGUUCGCCUGGAACAUGAAACCUUGUUGACACAAAUGGAGCAGAGACAUGUGAAGCUGCAGAAGAAUGACGGUGAGAAGAUAGUUGAUCUAAAUGUCCUGUUAGCUGAGAAGUCAGAGGCUAUCAGUACCAUGAAGGGAGAAUUGGAAGAUAUUCACUCUCAAUAUGAAGUCAAAAUCAGCAGAAUCAAUAAGUUAAUGGAGGAACAGCAGGCAAAGAUGGCGAGUGCACUUUCAUCUUUAGAAAAUAAGAUUGAAGUGUUGGAGUCGGAGAAGAUUGUGAUGAGUAGCAAGUUUGAGGAACAUGAGAAGACAUUUGUGGCCCAGAUAUCUACUCUAGAGGAGGACUUACAGUCCAAGGAAACUAUAUGUCAGUCCAGCAUACAAGAGUUGAAGACAGCUCAGGAAGAAAUUAAGAAGUAUAAAGUUCGUAUUCAAACUCUAGAAGCCAAGCUUAUUGACAAUGAACAGCAGAUCUCUGCUGCAAAGGAGGAGACCAUGCGAGUGGAACGUGAGUCUGAGAAAUCAACAAGAAGUCUGUCAGAAGAGGUGAAGGCUAUCAAGGAAAAGGCUAGAAGUGAGAAGAAGGCUGUUGCUGAUAGGAUGAAAAUGUCAUACAGGACAGAAGUGGAGAAACUUAUGAUUCAGAUUGAAGAAAAAGAACAAGAGGGCAAAGAAAAGGAGAAGAUCCUUCAGAAGUAUGAAGUAGCCAAGAAGAAACUGGCAGAGGUACUCACCAAUCUUAAUGAAACAAAAACUACAAAUGAACACUAUGAAAAGCAGAUGGCUAAAUAUAAGGAGCAUGUGAAGAAGCUAGAAGGUAACCUUCAGAAAGAGUUGUUUAGGCAGAAUGAAAUGAAGACUCGAAUUACUGAGUUAGACGGUAGAAACCAACCUCUUGAAGAGAAACUUCACGAAUAUGAAAAUACCAUAAAACGUUUUGGUAAUGAGAAGAGGUCAUUAGAGGUUCAACUUCAUCAUGCUGAAGCACAGAUGAAAGAAAUGAAGAAGCAGUUUGAGCGAGACACCUUUAAUGAAGGAAAUCUGUUAGCUUCCACUUUCACAAGAGGUAGAUGUUCAACAGUAUCAGAUUCCCAGAUUAGUGAAAUCCGUAUGACAAGAACUUCUGCAUCCUCUGCUGAAAGUGAUUGGGAUGUAAAUGAUUCCCAACAACAACUGCUUCAAAAAAAACCCUCAAAGGAAACAUUCAAGAAAAUUCCCCGAGCUACAUCAGCAGAGACAGUGACAAGGAAACCAUGCACUCGAACCUCAGGUGCAGAAAAUAAACAGAGGUGUGAAAAUCAAGCACGUCAAAAUGCAGCUGCAACUGAGAAGAAAGUUUUACAACAGCCAGAGACUAGCAUUUCAGGCAAAUCAUUUGGACGCUCUGUACCAAGAGAUAUGCUCUUUAACUGUGAAGAUGAAGAGAUGAUGUUCAGCAACAAAUACCUCCUUGAUAUGCAGCUUGGGAAGUGCAACCCAAUGGAUGAAGCACAAUGGAAGAGAGUAUCUGAACUUCAAAGGCGAAAUUCUCUUUAUCCUCCACAUAUGCGAUCAGCAUACCCGGCAGAAAUGCAGUCUAUACCAUUGGAGGGCUUUGCAGAUGACAAACUAAGGGAAGGGCAUGCAGUAAACGACAGGCAGUUGAUGACCCUAACACAGGCAACAGAAAAUCUAGGUCUGGAUUCUCCAGCUUUCAACCUUCGCAAACGAAAGUCUUUAUCUGAUUCCAUACAAUCAGAGGCUUCUUUCGAUUCUUCAGGGGGAAAGAGGACUAAAAGAUUAUCUACAUCAUAUUCCCGGCCUGGACCACCAACGCCAGGACGGAAGGGCAUGGGCAGAGUUGACAAGGAAAAUCGACGAGAAUCCAGUGCUUCAGAAUUAUCAUUGUCAAGCAUCACUUGCCGAGGGAGGAAGGGAAGUCCACAAUCAACAUGUUCUGGUGGAUCUCCUGUAUCCUCCCGAGUGCGACAAGUCAAAGGUGCUCAUUCCAGUCGCUCUACCAAUUCACCCUCCUCGCGUUCAGUCCGCUCCGCUAGUUCACCUAGUACCAGAUCUACUCGUUCACCUGGUAAUGUCACAGUGCUCAGCAAAAAAGGAGCAACUCCACGUGCGAGGUUGGGUAUGACACCUGCUUCACUACGCAGGAUCCUUUCUAAGGGCAAGUCACCUUGGAAGAAACUUAACAAUGAACAAGAGACACCCAAGGGCCUAGGGGACAGUACAGACUCCAAUGGCAGGUCAAAGCUAAGGAUUUUUCGUAGGCCCUUCGGUUCCAGGAAUUACAAUGUUCUGUCAGCUUCUUUAAGGUCACAAGAAAACCCACAAGACCUGAACAACUCGUUAACCGUAUCAAUCGGACGCUCAGACCCAACAAUCGUUGAGAAGAAGUCAAGAAUGAGGAGAUAGGAAUACUUGAUUUCUGCAGUAAUAUUAAUUCUUAUUAUGCUUUGUUUGUGGAAGACAAUUACAAAUGAUAGGUCAUUCUACUGUAGAAAUCAUGAUUACUGGUUAUAAUAUUAACGUCUUCCUAUAUUUCUUUGGUUUUGCUGUGUUUGAUGUACAUAUUUUUAUUUGGAUAAACCUUCAUUUAAUAAAUUGCUCAGUGUGGUAUUCUUCUUUAUUCUUUCGUAGUUUCUUAUCAGUGAUGCACUAUUGUAUUAUUGUGUUCACUUUAUCUACACAAUAACAUGUAGAAUCUUUUAAAGUAUUUAUUAUACACUAAAAUGAAAAGGUAGUACUCUUGAGUUUUUAGUAAUGAGAGGCUUUCCAUAAGAUCUCAAGCACUGUAUAGUGUUUAGGCUUUUAUGUGGUUCUGACAACAGGAUGAAAAGUUUUUAGAGAGGUCAUAUAAGAUUCUUUACUUUUGUUGUAGUUUCAAGGUCAUUAAAAUGUCUUGACUCAAGUAAUGAAUUCAUAUUUUACUACUUAAUCUAGUGCAAAUGAGGUUUAUAUUCUUC
Homarus americanus (American lobster) is the source of this 8458-nucleotide messenger RNA. Its product is annotated as thyroid receptor-interacting protein 11-like. Lineage: Eukaryota; Metazoa; Arthropoda; Malacostraca; Decapoda; Nephropidae. The transcript has 30 exons. The record is from RefSeq and is a predicted model, not a curated record. Bases 177 to 7907 code for a protein of 2576 amino acids.